Molecule: messenger RNA, 1479 nt
Organism: Polyodon spathula (Mississippi paddlefish)
Lineage: Eukaryota; Metazoa; Chordata; Actinopteri; Acipenseriformes; Polyodontidae
Product: one cut domain family member 2-like
Exons: 2
Coding region: 1-1332 (443 amino acids)
Biological process (GO): regulation of transcription by RNA polymerase II
Cellular component (GO): nucleus
Molecular function (GO): RNA polymerase II cis-regulatory region sequence-specific DNA binding; DNA-binding transcription factor activity, RNA polymerase II-specific
Source: RefSeq, a predicted model, not a curated record
AUGGAACUUACAAUGGACAAUCUUGGGAAUCUGCACAGCGCGUCUCACUCGCAGUCUGGGGACCUCAUGAGCGCUUCCCACGGCAGGCAGUCCUCUCAUCGGAACCUGGUGUCGCACAGCCGGCCCGCUAUGGUCUCCAGCAUGGCUUCUAUCCUGGAAGGCGCAGGGGAUUACCGGUCGGAUCACAGCCUGGCAGGGUCCCUGCACCCGGCCAUGAGCAUGUCUGCCUGCGAAUCCCAGUCCGGCAUGAGCCUCAGCAACACCUACACCACCCUGACCCCCCUACAGCACCUGCCGCCCAUCUCCACGGUCUCCGACAAGUUCCACCAUCACCCUCACCACCACCACCACCACCACCACGCACACCAGCGGCUCGCCGCCAGCAACGUCAGCGGCAGCUUCACCUUGAUGCGGGACGACCGGAGCCUGGCUUCCAUGGGAAACGUGUACAGCCACUACCCGAAGGGCAUGUCCAGCAUGGGCCAGCCGCUUUCUCCGCUCUCCAACGGCCUCGGUUCUUUGCACAACUCCCAGCAGACCCUCGGCCCCUACGGCCCAGGGGGUCACCUGUCCAACGAGAAGAUGCUUUCGCCCAACGGGUACGAGUCGCACGCUGCCAUGCUGUCCCGGAGCGAGGACCACUUGGCUCGGGGGCUCGGGGGGCCGGGAGCCGGCAUGAUGUCAGCACUGAACGGCAUGCACUCACACGGGCACCACCAUGCCCAGUCCAGUGGCUCCAUACUGUCCGAGAGGGACAGACAAGAGGCGGGCGGAUCUCAGGGCGUGGGGUCCGGGCAAGUGGAGGAAAUCAACACGAAAGAGGUGGCUCAGAGGAUCACGGCGGAGCUAAAGCGCUACAGCAUCCCGCAGGCGAUUUUCGCGCAGCGGAUCCUGUGCAGGUCCCAGGGCACACUAUCGGACCUGCUUCGGAAUCCUAAACCGUGGAGUAAACUCAAGUCUGGCCGGGAGACCUUCAGAAGGAUGUGGAAGUGGCUCCAGGAACCGGAGUUCCAAAGGAUGUCUGCGCUCAGACUGGCGGCCUGCAAGCGCAAGGAGCAGGAGCAGCACAAGGACCGCAACCUGGUGCCCAAGAAGCAGCGGCUGGUGUUCACAGAUCUGCAGCGACGGACCCUCAUCGCCAUCUUCAAGGAGAACAAGCGGCCCUCCAAGGAGAUGCAGAUGACCAUCUCCCAGCAGCUGGGCCUGGAGCUCAACACCGUCAGCAACUUCUUCAUGAACGCUCGCCGCCGCUGCGUGGACCGCUGGCACGAGGACCACAGCGGGAGCCCUGGGCAGCCAGGGACCUCCACCAGCACCUUCUCCAAGGCAUGAGGAGGGACCCUCUCCCUCCCUCCCCCCCUGACCCGACCCCGACCCGACCCCGACCCAAACCAACCGCCAAGAGGCCGCGGUGCAGCCAGACUCACACGCAGACACACACCCUCCCGUGCGGUGCCUCACAGACAUGAAGCAUGCACA